CCUAAAUUCAAUAUGGCGGAAUGACAUGUUUUUGUACACAAAAGAAUCGUUGUUUUUGUGUACUGAUGUCAUAAUUAAAAAUAGUAUUGCGAUAGAAAAGUUCAUAAAACAUAAGUGAAGGAAGCAACAUUAUACAAUGAGCUCACCUGAGCACGCCAUGCAUUUGGGCACACCAGACGUGAUCCCUAUGUUGUUUGAUGAAGCGCUACCACCUGGUUGGAAACGCCAGGUUGUCCAGCGAAAGGAUGGAAAAACAGCCGGCAAAUAUGAUGUUUACGUUCUCAGUCCCAGUGGGAAGAAAUUUCGUUCCAAUAAGGAGCUGGAGCGAUUUGGUGAGGAAGAAGACUUAGGCUUCGAUCCCACAGAGAUUGACUUUACUGUACGGGGAAAGAAAAAUAAAUCGACACCAGUGGCCAGCAAGAGGCCUAAACCGUCAUCCAAAGUACUGAUAUCGAAUCCCUUCUCUUCAAAGUCCAAGAAAGAUUUAAAACAAUUAAAACAGUUCAAGAAGAGUCCUAAUAAAACAUUGUCACAAAAAUUGGUGGUUAAAAUGACUUUUGGGCCGGUGAAAACAAAAAAUCGAUCAUUUGAAGAGGACAUUGAAAAAAUCAAUGAAGCGAAAAGAACAAUGGAUGAGGAAUUAGAAAAUAAUACAUAUAUUCCGAGUGUCUCAAAUCCAGAUUUAGGUCAAAGUGGGUCUAACGAAACGACAGUGUCGAAGAAAAAUAAUAAUAAUAAUAAAAAGAGGAAAAAGUCCACUGAUAAAAUAGUUUCAAAGAAGAAACAAAAAAUAGGUGAUUCAGAGAAAGAAAAUAGUAAUAAAAUUAAAAAACAGAUAAAAGAUAGCAGAAAAAGUACUGAUAGUGUUGAAAAUGUACAGACUGGGAAUGAGGCGGGUAAAAAGGUUCGCCGGAAGAGUAGUAAGGGUGAGAGAAGACAGAGUGCUGAUUCAGGAUAUGCUCGUCAUGGCGGAGAUCGGGAGCUGAUGGUUCUGGCGAAUAUUCGGGCAUCAUCGCGCAGUGAACGUUACCGACGAAGUCAUAGCGCGAAGGUUGAAAGUGAGGAAGAGGGGCCAGCGGUUGAAGACGUUGUAGUGCCUGAGCGAUAUGACCCUAGCACGUACGCGGAAGAUGAUAACAGUCAGGAUUCCCCGUGGGUAGAUGAUGCUGAAGAGGAGGAGAGUAUCCUGAGCCCGCAGGUUUUCUCCGGCCUCGUUAAAUACGCAUUUAUCCAUUCAUCAGCCAUGAAAUACAGUCCUGGGUCCCUUAUCCUCACCCGGGCGGACGAAGGCUGGUUGCUGGAGCUGUUACUUGAUAAUGCCAAGUCUGAGGAACCUGUUGUGGCCAUAGUGCUAAAUGGGCGGUCAAUCGAAAAGGUGGAGAUUGGUGAGCGAUUCUCACUGGACAUCUUUUCAGCAGAGUGUGGCUAUGUGUCAGUACAAUUGAAACCAGAUUCCGAGACAGCCAUCCGCCUACUGGAGUUACGUAUGAUUAUGGAUGAAGCGUCCAGUAUAGGUAAAGAUGAAGAGGAUAAUAGUCAUGAGGACAGUUCACUAAACAUCACAGGUCCAACAAUGGGACAGGAGGGAGCAGGCAACAGUAUUCAAAAAGUAGUCGUUUUGGAGAACAAGAAUGGCUCCGCCUCCAUGUUGGACCCGGCGCGCCUCAGUGCGAUGGCCCGAAUGGGGGAAGAUUUAGUUGGUGACGACCCCAUGGGAUACAGCUCUCCACUGUCUGAGUCUACCAUCGGGGAAAACAAAGUCCUGCAUGUUCCGGGGGAUUCCCAUUUCGUCCUAACUUCAGACGAAGAAAGAGUGUUUAAUGUUACAGACCCAAUAACUGUUCAAGACGCUUACCUUGCAAGUGUAAAAAUGGGUCACUUUAAUGGAAUGGACGAGCACACAUAUUCAGUGGUUCCAUGUGGUCGGACAGGUCAGUUAACGCCCGAAUCGAGCCGUAGGAAAGGUGGGCAGGCCAGUCCGCGCGUGACGAGUGCUGAGACCUCUCCAUUCGUGAGAAGAAGUAUUUCAACUGAGCUGGGUUCGCCAACAAGAGGAGGCUCGUUGGAGGCUGCACAGUCCGUAUCUUCUCCACGUCUCUCCCUCCGCAGUGACAACAGCUUUGAUGAAGAUUUUGGCGUAACACAUGGCUCAGAUAAUGAAGAAAUGUAUGAGGGGGACAGCCCGCCAUCUUCGCCGGCGGACUCGGGUGUGGAGAGUCAGUACUUCCUCUCCGGGUUGUUUCUGCCCCAGCCCCAGCUGCACCGGGACAUGCUCUGGGCCCCGCCCAAGUCCCCUUACAACCUGGUACAAGAGAGCCUUUUUCAUGAUCCCUGGAAACUACUCAUAGCGACUAUAUUCCUGAACAGGACUACAGGUAACGCAGCCAUUCCACUGUUGUGGCGAUUCUUCAACAAAUGGCCCAAUCCGGACGUGGCACGUAAAGGGGACGAGGAAGCUAUUGCAAAGCUCCUGCAGCCUCUUGGGCUGCACGAGAGGCGUGCACACACCAUCAAGCGAUUCUCAUAUGAGUAUCUUACUAAAAACUGGAAGUACCCUAUAGAGUUAUAUGGCAUUGGCAAAUAUGGAAAUGAUUCCUUCAGAAUUUUCUGCAAAAACGAAUGGAAGCAGGUGAGACCAGAAGACCACAAAUUGAACCUGUAUCACAGCUGGCUGACUGACAAUGCUGAGGCUCUUGGACUCUGCUGAAGAGAUUGAACACUUUGUACACGGAAUUUGCAAACUUUGAAGCAGAGAGAAUGCUCUUACUAGACUUCAUGCAUAUUUUGAAGUGUCAAGCGUGGAAGAACCUGGUUUGAUAAUACGCAGUAUGCUGUCAUCGAAAGUAGACUUUUAGAUGAAAAGCAUGAUUUUUUAACAUUACUGUUUAGCUGUAGAAAAUAAAAUAUGAAUUUUGAAUAAGCCUGGAAAAAAGGCUACUUACUUGUGUGGAGGUUGCAGGCUUAUUUAUAGUAACUUUUACCACUGUGUAUGUUUUUUCCAAAUUGGAAAAAUAGACGCAACCCUUGCUUGGGUUAUGGCGAAGAAAUCAUAUCUUAUAUCCAUACAUGCCAUAACAUAACUGGCUGGAUGGGGGGGGGGAUCCCCCUGAAUUUCGCUUAAUACUCCUCUCUCCUUUGUCCUUGUAGGUUCGUUCAUAGAGUCGGGCAUAUUUAAGAUUUACCUUGACAAACAGUAAACACCAAAUCGGUGUCCUUAAAAAUAGGAUGGGCGUGUUUUGCGUCAUGUGGCUCUCUCGUUUUAUGUGUAUGAAUGUAAUUCGCGGGAAAUGCAGAAUAUCCCCCUAGUUUAGGGCAAAAUUCCCUGGUUUUCAGAGGAAAUUCCCUGUGGGAAGCUGUAUAGAAAUAUGGCAUGUAUGCAUAUAUGUGUACUGUUUGUGGUUGUAAAUAGAGAAAGCAGUUAUUGCAAACACAUGUAUAUUUAAUUGUAACAGAAUUCCCAAAUGUUAAAUAAUUUUUUAAAAGGUUUUUGUUAGAUUAUUUAUAAACGUCCAGUUUGGUGCAUUUAUUUAUUUAGAGUCUAGACUAAUAAGCUAUAUUCACUAGUUACUAAGGCCUAAAAAGAAAAAAAUGCAUUUGGUUCGGGGUUACCCGACCCUACCCACGAAAUAGGCGCCAACACUACCGUUUUUAUAGUCAGUUUGAAAAAAAAAAUGAAAAACUAUUUUUUUUUUCUGUUAAUAUGUAGUUUAAAACCUUGAAUGAUUUAUACAGAAGAUUACUUUAACACUAUUCUCCAAUUAUGAAAUUGACAUUCUCAUAUAAAGCCCAAUAAAAAAAUUAAUUAAAAAAAGGAUGUAACCCUAACCAAACCAUUUUAAUUUUUUUAGGCUUAAUUGUUCAAUUUCAAUAUCGCAUUGUAAUAAAGUUGGAUUGAAUUUAUACUAAAAUCUCGAUGUCCAGGUAACUGGUUAUAAUAGAAAUGUAAAUAUAUUUUAUCCUAGAUGUUUUAUGAACAGUGUUUAUACACCCAAAAGGUCCAUUACAAAAUGUUUAAGUCAAAUAAGACCCAUUAUUUUAAGCUGAAAAAUGUACAAAGCCGAAGACGUACUGUAAAUAGCACAUAUGUAUUUAUAAAUUUUAUGUCUUUUUUGGUUUAAAAAAAAAUACAUGAUUCAUGCACAUAUUCUGUACAGUAUAUGAUUUAAGAUUUUGUUUCUUUCAUGUAAGGCCCUGCAAAUUUGGUUUUAUGUUAAGUGUUGUCAGCCAAGUAGAUUUUAAGUCUUAAAAGUAGAAGUAAAAAAAAUCUAAAUUAAGCAAAAAAAAUAAGGUUAUAAACCAUAUUAAUUCAAUUAGUAAACGUCACUUGUGCUCAAAAAGACCCAUUCAGGGGCAUUUUUCUGUGAGAGUUUUCAUGCAAUGUAACUUUAUUUUAUGACGACACCUUGAAAUCAUCUGUUUAAACAUUUAUUUGAUCACUUCUGCGUUAUUUGCUAUGAAGGGAAUUUGCGCGUACAUUUGUAGCAAAGAAAAUAAGAUUUGUGGGUUUUCUAUGAUGUGUUGUGUUUCUCCUGCAGGCUAGGUACGUUUUGGAAUUUUGAACAUGAUGCUAAACAUAGAAUCAAUUUUGUAAGUUACAAUUGGUUUAAUGUAAAAUAUUAUUUCAGGGUAAGCCAUCCAUCAUUAAUACAAAAAAAUGCUACUGGUAAUGUUUCAUUUUAAAGUUAAAAAAUGUUAAGUUUGAAUAUAUAUAAAAAAAAAAUACGUUUUCACCGAGAGGUUUUGAAUUAUUUUUUUUAUAUAGACAUAAUGUUAUCUAGGAAGCAAAUUAAUAAAAUUACUAUACAAUCAUGAUUUUUUUUUUACCUCCCCUUUAUAAGCAUGACAUUUUAUUGAAUUACCUCCCUUUAGUUUUUAUAUCAUAAUAGUAGCGUCAUUAUGGUGUUAUUAAAAAAUGUAAUCCAUAUAAAAUAGUAAAAUGGUUAAUCAAUAUAAAUUAAGCAUAGAAAUAUUCUGGAAUUAAACCCUUUGCAUGCUGGGUAAAUUGUCGUCUGCUCAAAAAUGUGGUCUGGUUUAUUCUAAAUUUCUUUCAAUUUACUUAAAACUUUGGGGAUAUAUUGACUGAGUAGCAAACAGCUUGGAACCUGACCAGGCGCCGAGUUACUCGGCGUCUGGUCUGGUUCCAAGUUGUUUGCAAAGCCUUUAAAAUCGCCAUCAGCAGCUUAAGGGUUAAUAUGUAAAAUCAGUAAACACAUCUUUGCAUCCAAAUGAUGGAUGGCUUACCUUAAUAAGUGUGUUACUGAGUUACUGAAGUAAAAUCAGUUAUUUCUUUUAUUUUAAAUAUAUAUUCCUUUAUGAUUUAUGAGAUGUACAUUGCACAGUUUGUAAGAUAUUGGACUAGUUGACCUAGAGAACAUUUGUAGAUGUUUGGUAUUUUAUUUGCUAUUUGUUAUAUCAUAUAUAGCAUUAAGCAUUAUUAUUUUAUUUGGCUGUACAUACAUAAAGAGACAUUGAACUUAUCGUUGUCAACCACGGUACUUAGUUCCGAUAUGCUUCAUAAAUACCGUGGGACAAUUGACUGACAAAAUCUCGAUUUAAUGAAUAUGCAUGAGGCAGGGGAGAUAACUCCUCUCCCAAUGAAUUUGCAUGUUACAAUUAGAUAUUUUUUAAUAACCCUUGAAUGUCAGUUGCCUCUAUGUUCGAGUAGCCUUGACUGCUGUCUAAUAUGAUUGUACUGAAAAGGCGGAACCCAGUCAAAGCAUCUGGAAUCUUGCGGAACCAAUGAAACUGCCUUAUUGAUUAUUCAUGAUUACGAGAUUUUCGUAGCCAAGUCGCCCACGGUACACAAAGAAGCAUAGCAUAGUACUGUAUUGAGGGUAUCCGACAGUGCAUGGAAUAUGAUAUCAUUAUAUAUUAUUUGAUGUUUCUGGUGAAUUAUUAUUACUUUUUAUUUUAUGUAUUUGGCCUGAUUUCGCAAAAGUAUCUUACUUCAGUAUCAGGCAUAUUUCAUAAACCUUAUUUAAUAAAACAAAUAUUUUUUUGUGAUUAUCUUAAAACUUUAAAAAUAUUGUUAAUUAUAAGGUUUCAAAAAUCUCCGACAGGAGAGAAAUACACAAUUUAUCUUUAUGACAAACAACGAUGAACAAUAUCUUUAUUACCAUUUUCACGAAAAAAAAAAAAUUGUCACUGUCAACAAACAUGGUGGCUGAAAAUGCCGGACGAUUUUGACAUUUUUUCUAUGCGUCUUUUAACCAAAAACAUAGAUUAAAAGUUUUUUCCUCGGAUUUUUCACAGAUUUAUUUCCCUGCGUCUAAUACCCCCUAUCGUCUUAUACCCAGUCAUUUACGGUAAUUAUUUAGUAAAAUCCAGAUUUUGUAUGAAAUUUACCUAAAUUAAAUAAGCUACUUAUCCUUGGUACACUUAAGAACUUUCUAGAAAUUGGGGCCGGGGCCGGGGUCAUAUAUAUGUUUCAGGCCUACUAGAAACUAUUAUGUUUUUGUAAGUUUAUCAUUUAUGUACUAUUUUAUUUGUUUCAAUGCAAAAACAGGGCAUGGGAGUGGGGGAGAUUAUAUGGAUAGACUAAAGUGACAUGUUUGGGCAUUAGCUUACUUUUUUUAACAUUUUCUAUUUUUGCUAAAAAAAAUCUUUGAUUGUAUCAUAUUAAAAAACUGUAACAAUGAAAACAAUGCUUAUAUGUGUAUUUCAUGGUUGUCUGUGGUUCAUUGAUAAAUAUAGAUGAAUAAUAACUCACCGAUUGACAGAUUUUAUAAAAAUUGAAAUUUCACUGUAUCGGCCAUUUUUGCCUGUUUCAAUGUAAAAAUAUAUAAGUUAGCGCACACAGUGCAGAGGAAAAAAAUCAUUUACUAGAAUUUGAAGCCAUUUUCCAUUUAAAUAUGAACUAAGAACUAAAUUUUAUGAAUUAUUGGCAUGAAAUAUAAUGAAAAAUACCGGUAGUUUGUUUUUUUCAGUGUGAGAUUGUAAUUCACGUCACCUCAUGAACUGUCAGAUCACCAAAAGUUAAUAAUUCACUUUGGGCUAAGUCAUUUAUGAAAUACAGCUUUUGUUUCUCACUCAGUGAAAUAUAUUACGAUCUUACACUCAGUGAAAUAUAUUACGAUCUUACACUCAGUGAAAUAUAUUACGAUCUUACACUCAGUGAAAUAUAUUACGAUCUUACACUCAGUGAAAUAUAUUACGAUCUUACACUGAAACAAACAAUUACUCUCUACUCAGUUUAUAAUACAAAAUAUUUUGAUGUUAAAAUGUUUUCUAUGCAAAGUUUCGUUAAUAAGCUGUGAUUCGUUAACCUUUUGUCUGAAGCACCAAAAACAUAUGUUACUGUUAAUAUUUUUGUUACAGCUGAUAUUUUUGUUACGACCUGUGGCCAAAUAUGUAUGCCUGUUAAUUGUUGUCAAUCAGUUGAUAUUUCUUUAGAAUAAAGCCUUCAUUUCCUGAUGAUAAAAUUGGCAAUCGACCAAUAUAAAUCUGUGAAUCGGGCCACAAUAAAUCAAUACUUUUGAUAACGGUUACCUGACCGACUAAAAAAAUUCUGCGAACGCGAAACUUUUCCCGUGGUAAUUUUGUUGUUCGUUAUAGAAUUGAUUUGAUAUUUCUUAGAAUAAAACCCUAAUUUCCAAACAAUAAUAUUUGCAUUGUCCUCCGUCAAAUACAAAUAUUAAUCAUUUUACCAGGCCCCAAGAAACAAAUAGUCUGUUUGAUGUUACCUGACCACUUGACAAAAAUAUCUACGGUAUGAUCCCAAAAGUUUUAUUAACAUCUGGAAACAUUUUUUUCAAUUUAUGUCUCUUUUCUGCUCAUAGAGCUAUUAUUGCUGUAAAGUUGUGUCCUGCUUAAGUUAUUAUGUCAUAUGAAUAUUAUAGAUCAUGCUGUAACUAUGGCAUCGUUUGUUACCCAUUUUAUCGUAUAAUUUAUAUCUGUUUGAUGUUUCUGUGUGUGUACAGUCUGAUUUUUACUAUAAUGUAUGAUAAGAGAAAGUGCGUUUGUAUGUUAUUGGACAGCGGACAAUAAAACUACAUCCUAAA
Molecule: messenger RNA, 8000 nt
Organism: Mya arenaria
Lineage: Eukaryota; Metazoa; Mollusca; Bivalvia; Myida; Myidae
Exons: 12
Coding region: 137-2707 (856 amino acids)
Biological process (GO): DNA repair
Cellular component (GO): nucleus
Molecular function (GO): catalytic activity; DNA binding
Source: RefSeq, a predicted model, not a curated record